Pelmatolapia mariae (spotted tilapia) is the source of this 5880-nucleotide messenger RNA. Its product is annotated as myosin heavy chain, fast skeletal muscle-like. Lineage: Eukaryota; Metazoa; Chordata; Actinopteri; Cichliformes; Cichlidae. Gene Ontology annotation, biological process: muscle contraction. Bases 1 to 5817 code for a protein of 1938 amino acids. Gene Ontology annotation, cellular component: myosin filament; cytoplasm; myosin II complex. The record is from RefSeq and is a predicted model, not a curated record. The transcript has 38 exons. Gene Ontology annotation, molecular function: microfilament motor activity; ATP binding; actin filament binding.
AUGAGUUCAGACGCUGACAUGGCUGUUUUUGGGGAGGCCGCUCCAUAUCUGAGGAGACCCGAACGAGAGAGGAUUGAAGCUCAGAACAGGCCCUUUGAUGCCAAAACUGCAGUGUUUGUGGCGGAUCCAAAGGAGCUCUUUGUUAAAGGCACAUUGCAAAGCAAAGAGGGUGGCAAAGCGACUGUUAAAACUCAGUCAGGACAGGUUGUAACAGUGAAGGAGGAUGAAAUCUUCCCUAUGAACCCACCCAAGUUUGAUAAGAUUGAGGACAUGGCCAUGAUGACACACCUUAAUGAGGCGGCUGUGCUGUUUAACCUCAAAGAGCGUUACGCAGCUUGGAUGAUCUAUACCUACUCUGGGUUGUUCUGUGUCACUGUGAACCCUUACAAGUGGCUCCCAGUGUACAACCAGGAAGUGGUGGUAGCCUACAGGGGUAAAAAGCGCCAGGAGGCUCCACCACACAUUUUCUCCAUUUCCGACAAUGCAUAUCAGUCGAUGCUUACUGAUAGAGAAAACCAGUCCAUCCUCAUCACUGGAGAAUCCGGUGCAGGAAAGACUGUCAACACCAAGCGUGUCAUCCAGUACUUUGCGACAAUUGCAGGCUCCGGGGACAGGAAAAAAGAUGCUGCUGCCACUGGAAAAUUACAGGGGAAUCUGGAGGAUCAAAUCAUCUCUGCUAACCCUUUGUUGGAAGCCUUUGGAAAUGCCAAGACUGUCAGAAAUGAUAACUCUUCACGCUUUGGCAAAUUCAUCAGGAUCCACUUUGGAACCACAGGAAAGCUGGCUUCUGCUGAUAUUGAGACUUAUUUACUGGAAAAAUCCAGAGUAACGUUUCAACUGUCCGCAGAGAGGAGUUACCAUAUUUUCUACCAGAUAAUGUCCAACAAGAGGCCUGAGCUCAUAGAAACUCUCCUCAUUACCACCAACCCCUAUGACUACCCAUUUGUCAGCCAGGGGGAGAUCAGCGUGGCGAGUAUUGAUGACAGUGAAGAAUUGAUGGCCACUGAUAGUGCUAUCGACAUCCUGGGCUUCACUGGAGAGGAGAAGAUUGGCAUCUAUAAGCUGACAGGUGCCGUGAUGCAUUAUGGGAAUAUGAAGUUCAAGCAGAAGCAGAGAGAGGAGCAGGCAGAGCCAGACGGCACAGAGGUUGCUGACAAAGCAGCUUACCUGAUGGGUCUAAACUCUGCAGACCUGCUGAAAGCUUUGUGUUAUCCAAGAGUAAAGGUUGGCAAUGAGUAUGUGACCAAAGGGCAGACUGUUCAGCAGGUCUACAAUUCUAUUGGCGCUUUGGCCAAAUCAGUCUAUGAGAAGAUGUUUCUCUGGAUGGUCCUCCGCAUUAAUCAGAUGCUUGACACGAAGCAACCUCGGCAGUUCUUUAUUGGAGUCCUGGACAUUGCUGGAUUUGAAAUCUUUGAUUAUAACAGUCUGGAACAGUUGUGUAUCAAUUUCACCAAUGAGAAACUGCAACAGUUUUUCAACCAUCACAUGUUUGUGCUGGAGCAAGAGGAGUAUAAAAAGGAAGGCAUCGAGUGGGAGUUCAUUGACUUUGGGAUGGAUCUGGCUGCCUGUAUCGAGCUCAUUGAGAAGCCAAUGGGCAUCUUUUCCAUCCUUGAAGAGGAGUGUAUGUUCCCUAAGGCUUCAGACACGACCUUUAAAAACAAGUUGUAUGACCAACAUCUUGGAAAAUCAAGCAACUUUCAGAAGCCCAAGUCUGUCAAAGGCAAGGCUGAAGCUCAUUUCUCUUUGGUGCACUAUGCCGGGACUGUGGAUUACAGCAUCACAGGCUGGUUAGACAAAAACAAGGACCCGCUGAAUGAGACUGUCGUCCAACUCUACCAGAAAGCCAGCCUGAAACUACUGGCUUUCCUCUAUUCUAACUAUGCUUCUACUGAGGUUGGAAGUGGUGGUGUUAAGAAAGCAGCAAAGAAGAAGGGUGCAUCGUUCCAGACUGUGUCAGCCCUCUUUAGGGAGAAUCUGGGAAAGCUAAUGACAAACCUGAGGAGCACCCAUCCUCACUUUGUUAGGUGCCUGAUCCCAAAUGAAACUAAAACUCCAGGGAUUAUGGAACACCAUCUGGUCAUCCAUCAGCUGAGAUGUAAUGGUGUGUUAGAAGGAAUCAGGAUCUGCAGGAAGGGCUUUCCCAGUCGGAUCCUGUAUGGGGAUUUCAAGCAAAGGUACAAAGUACUGAAUGCCAGUGUGAUUCCUGAAGGACAAUUCAUUGACAACAAGAAAGCUUCUGAGAAGCUCUUGGGCUCUAUCGAUGUAGAUCACACACAGUAUAAGUUCGGACAUACCAAGGUAUUUUUCAAAGCAGGACUUUUGGGUCUGCUGGAAGAGAUGAGGGAUGAAAAACUUGCCUCUCUUAUCACAAUUACUCAGGCUUUGUGCCGUGGCUUUCUCAGAAGGAAGGAGUUUCAGAAAAUGAUGGAGAGAAGAGAGUCUAUUUAUAUCAUUCAGUAUAAUAUUCGCUCCUUCAUGAAUGUGAAACACUGGCCAUGGAUGAAGCUCUACUUUAAGAUCAAGCCACUCUUGAGGAGUGCUGAGACUGAGAAGGAGAUGGCCAUGAUGAAAGUUGAAUUUGCCAAGUGUAAGGAGGAUUUAGCCAAAGCUGAGGCUAAGAAGAAGGAGCUGGAAGCCAAAAUGGUUUCUCUACUUCAGGAAAAGAACGACUUGUGUCUGCAGAUUCAAGCUGAAAGUGAGAGUUUGGCAGAUGCCGAGGAGCGAUGCGAGGGACUGAUAAAGAACAAGAUCUUGCUGGAGGCUAAAACCAAAGAACUAAGUGAGAGACUAGAGGAUGAGGAGGAGCUGAACGCUGAACUGACUGCCAAGAAGAGGAAGCUAGAAGAUGAAUGCUCUGAGCUGAAGAAGGAUAUUGAUGAUUUGGAGCUCACCUUGGCUAAAGUGGAAAAAGAAAAGCAUGCCACUGAAAACAAGGUGAAGAACCUGACAGAAGAAAUGUCGUGUCUUGAUGACACUAUUGCUAAGUUAUCCAAGGAGAAGCUGGCCCUCCAAGAGGUCCACCAGCAGACACUAGAUGAUCUGCAAGCAGAAGAAGACAAAGUCAACUCUCUAACCAAAGCUAAGAUCAAGCUGGAGCAACAAGUUGAUGAUCUUGAGGGCUCUCUAGAACAAGAAAAGAAAGUUCGAAUGGAUGUCGAGAGGGCUAAAAGAAAGCUUGAAGGAGAUCUGAAACUGGCUCAGGAAUCCAUAAUGGAUUUGGAAAAUGGCAAUCAACAGCUGAAGGAGCAUCUCAAAAAGAAAGACUUCGAAUUAAGCCAGUUUGUAUCAAAAAUUGAGGAUGAGCAAAGUGCAGCUGUACAAUGUCAGAAGAGGAUCAAGGAGCUUCAGGCAUGCAAUGAAGAGCUAGUGGAAGAGCUUGAAGUUGAGCGUGUUGCUAGGGCCAAGGUGGAAAAGCAAAGGUCUGAUCUUUCCAGAGAGCUUGAGGAGAUCAGUGAGAGGCUGGAGGAGGCUGGAGGAGCCACGGCUGCUCAAGUAGAACUGAACAAGAAGCGAGAGGCUGAGUUUCAGAAAUUAAGACGAGACCUCGAAGAAUCGACCCUACACCACGAGGCCAUCGCUGCAGCUUUAAGAAAGAAGCACGCUGACAGUGUGGCUGAGCUGGGAGAGCAGAUUGACAAUCUGCAGAGAGUCAAGCAGAAGCUAGAAAAGGAGAAGAGUGAGUACAAGAUGGAGACUGAUGAUCUGUCUAGCAACAUGGAGAUCAUGGUCAAAGCAAAGAUUAAUUAUGAAAAGCUGUGCCACUCUCUGGAAGACCAACUGAGUGAAUACAAAACAAAACAUGAUGAGAGCACACAUCUGAUCACUGACGUAAAUGCUCAAAAGGCAAGACUUCAGAAUGAAAAUGGUGAGCUCUCUCGUCUGCUUGAGGAGAAAGAAGCAAUACUCUCUCAGAUGUUGAGGUCCAAGCUUGCCUUUACCCAGCAAGUCGAGGAACUGAAGAGACAGGUUGAGGAAGAAAUAAAGGCAAAGAAUGCCCUGUCCCAUGCUCUUCAAUCUGCCCGCCAUGACUGUGAUUUGCUGAGGGAGCAGUAUGAGGAGGAACAAGAGGCCAAGGCUGAGCUCCAGAGAGCAAUGUCCAAGGCCAACAGUGAGGUGGUUCAGUGGAGAACCAAGUACGAGACGGAUGCCAUCCAGCGCAAUGAUGAAUUGGAAGAGGCAAAGAAAAAGCUAGCACAGCGUUUGCAGGAGGCUGAGGACGCAAUUGAGGCUGUGAAUGCCAAGUGUUCCUCUUUGGAGAAGACAAAGCAAAGGCUGCAGGGAGAAGUGGAGGACCUCAUGGCUGACGUGGAAAGAGCAAACGCUCAAGCAGCUGGUCUGGAUAAAAAGCAGAGGAGCUUUGAUAAGAUUCUUUCUGAGUGGAAGCAGAAAUAUGAGGAAACUCAGGCUGAACUGGAUGGUGCACAGAAAGAGUCUCGCUCCCUUAGCACUGAACUCUUCAAAACAAAGAAUUCUUAUGAGGAAGCGUUGGAGCAGCUCGAAGUCCUCAAACGAGAGAACAAAAACCUGCAACAAGAAAUUUCUGAUCUGACUGAACAGCUCGGAGAGAACGGCAAAGCCAUUCAUGAGCUGGAGAAGACUAAGAGGCAAAAUGAAACCGAGAAGACAGAGAUUCAGACUGCUUUGGAGGAAGCUGAGGCUUCUCUGGAGCAUGAGGAAUCCAAAAUUUUGCGUAUUCAGUUGGAGCUCACUCAGGUCAAAGGGGACAUCGAUCGCCGGCUGGCAGAGAAGGAUGAGGAGAUUGAGCAGAUGAAACGCAACCACCAGCGUGUUUUGGAGACAAUGCAGUCAGCUCUAGAUGCUGAGAUGCGCAGCAAGAAUGAUACCAUUCGAAUUAGGAAAAAAAUGGAAACUGACCUCAACGAGAUGGAGAUACAGCUUAGCCAUGCCAAUCGACAGGCUGCUGAAAUCCAGAAGCAGCUGAGGAACAUACAAAGCCACCUCAAAGAACAAACCAUUCACCUGGAUGAGGCUCUGCGGACCCAGGAUGACCUAAAAGAGCAGGUGGCCAUGGUGGAGCGCAAGAGUAGCCUGCUACAGGCAGAAGUGGAGGAGCUGCAGGCUGCUCUGGAACAGUCAGAAAGAAGCCGGAAAUUAGCUGAAGGGGAAGUAGCUGAUGCCUGUGAGCGAGUCGGGCUGUUACACUCUCAGAACACCAGUCUGCUCAACUCUAAGAGAAAGCUGGAUGCAGAUGUCAGCCAGCUGCAGGGGGAGGUGGAGGAUGCAACCCAAGAGGCUCGUAAUGCAGAGGAAAAAGCCAAAAAGGCCAUCACUGAUGCAGCAAUGAUGGCGGAGGAACUGAAGAAAGAACAGGACACAAGCAGUCACCUGGAGAGGAUGAAGAAGAACCUGGAGGUAUCUGUGAAGGAUCUGCAACACCGCCUGGACGAAGCAGAGAACCUGGCUCUGAAGGGGGGCAAGAAGCAGCUUCAGAAACUGGAAGCACGGGUGCGUGAGCUGGAGGGGGAAGUGGAACUUGAACAGAAAAGAGCCGCUGAUGCCAUAAAAGGAGUCCGGAAAUACGAGAGGAGAGUCAAGGAGCUCACUUACCAGACUGAGGAGGACAAGAAGACUGUUUUGAGACUACAGGACCUUGUAGACAAGCUGCAGCUCAAAGUCAAGGCCUACAAACGACAAAAUGAAGAAGCGGAGGAGCAGGCCAACGUUCAUCUUGCUAAGCUGAGGAAGGUGCAACAUGAGCUGGAGGAGGCGCAGGAGCGUGCAGACAUCGCUGAAUCCCAGGUUAACAAGAUGAGAGCUAAGAGCAGAGAGUUUGGAAAGGCUGCAGAAUCUGAGUAAAACUUCCAGCGAUGGCAGAACUUAUUAGCAUAAAUGGAAAUGAACAAACUUUUGUUGUUUUGC